AUGCAGCCGCACCAGCGCCACCAAGCAUGGCAGGCGGCAGCGCCGCUCGCCUCCCAGCAGCAGCCGUGGCUGCAGGGCGGCGUGCCGCUUGGGCCAGCCUCCAGGGCCCCAAGCGUGGGCGGCGCGCCGGUUCAGCAGCAGCUGACGGCGCCCACGGCCGGCGCGGGCUCGGCAGCCGCGACUGCUGCGGGCACAGCGGCAGCGACUGCGCCCACGGCGACGCCCGGCGGCACGUCUGGCGCCGCGUCGCUGGCCCUGCGCUACGAGAUCCUGGGCAAGAUUGGGGAGGGCACCUACGGCCUGGUAUACCUGGCGGCAGCGCGUGAUGGCAGCCGCAAGCUCUUCGCCAUCAAGACCUUCAAGACUGGCAGG
Molecule: messenger RNA, 372 nt
Organism: Monoraphidium neglectum
Lineage: Eukaryota; Viridiplantae; Chlorophyta; Chlorophyceae; Sphaeropleales; Selenastraceae
Exons: 1
Biological process (GO): protein phosphorylation
Molecular function (GO): protein kinase activity; ATP binding
Source: RefSeq, a predicted model, not a curated record